Molecule: messenger RNA, 1279 nt
Organism: Liolophura sinensis
Lineage: Eukaryota; Metazoa; Mollusca; Polyplacophora; Chitonida; Chitonidae
Product: steroid 17-alpha-hydroxylase/17,20 lyase-like
Exons: 5
Coding region: 69-1112 (347 amino acids)
Biological process (GO): progesterone metabolic process; hormone biosynthetic process
Molecular function (GO): steroid 17-alpha-monooxygenase activity; iron ion binding; heme binding
Source: RefSeq, a predicted model, not a curated record
UUACCCAGUGACGGCUUCCUUGUUAAAAAUUAUUUUCAGCCCAAAAUUCUGCUUGUAGAUUCAGUGACAUGUGUGGAAAGUCGUUCAACCCUAAGACAGACAUACGUCAGGCCAGCUUCAACUUUCUGUGGGCAGUGUUGUUUGAUGGGUACAGCAAAUCAAACACAAGUUUGCCGACAAGAAAGUUCAUGAGGCACCAUGACGUCAUCAUGGAAACGCUCUCGCCAACCAGUCUACUCCAUGCCAUGCCCAGUUUGCUUAAGUUCCCCAACAAAUGGAGCAGGCCCUUGAUGGAAAGUCUUAAAUCACGUGACGAAAUGCUACUGCACGAAUAUGAAAAAAGUAAGAAAAUCCAAGGUGAAACCAUGCAGCAGGGAAGAAAGUCAGCGGUCAGAAGCACUAUGGACAUAUUUGUCCAGCAGAUGAAUGUCGCGUUCCAGCUGUCUGAAGUAGGACAGAUCUUCACCGGGAGGGACUCCUCUGACAUGUUCUCCUACAACCAUGUCACACAGACAAUCUGGGGUCUGUUGUUAGCAGGUGUGGAUACCACCUCUUCUGCCUUAGAGUGGAUCCUGUUACUGCUUGCAGCAUUCCCUGCAUCUGCUGAUACACUCAGAAAUGAGAUCUCUGAGGUUCUAGGGAAGAGAAAGCCAUCCCUGACAGACAAGAGUUAUCUUCCUUACACAGUGGCCUGGCUACAAGAAUGUCUCAGGCUCAGCAGUGUGGUGGGGUUAUGCCCUCCUCAUGUCAGUGACAAGGAUUUUACCCUGGGAGGUUACACCAUACCACAAGGCACCCCGAUCAUCAUAAAUAUCUGGGCGAUCCACAAUAACUCAGACGCGUGGCAAGACCCAGAGAAUUUCAGGCCAGCCAGAUUUCUGGACGACCGGGGUUGCAUUCGACCCACCUGGCACAUGCCUGAUUACCUGCCAUAUUCUCGUGGUACCAGGCCUUGCGUUGGUGCUGUCCUGUCACGCUCAUUUUUGUUCAUGUUUCUGGUUAGGUUUGUACAAAAGUUCAACAUCACCCUUAUGUCCACCUUGGAUCUGGAGAGUGUCACAAGAUUCGGACAAGUUCCCAAACCCUACACCGUUGUUAUAACCAAGUCAUAACACCCUACACCACUGUUAUACCGAGUCAUAACACCCUACACCACUAUUAUACCAAGUCAUAACACCCUACGCCUGAAGUUGGGAGACCCUGAGUACACCAAGGUAGGGUCAUACCAAAGACUUGAAAAAUGGUACUUGCUGCUGCCUCGCUUCAUACUCAGCUCGGA